AUGGUGCAAAUGGCCGUCCUAGCUGAGGGUUACACGUUCGAUGAUAUGACCGUCGAUAUGUCUAUGGAUGCUAUAAUAUUGAAAACGUAUGACUCUCUGACACCUUUUGAGAAAAUGCUACUCAAGUGCGGUUCAGUUUUAGGAGACGUGUUCUCACGGAGGAUGCUCCAUCAUCUGAUGCAGAGCGACUCCCCUAGGAAAGUAGCUCAAGCUGUAGCUAAAUUAUUACUGAUUCGCGUACUGGAGUGCGAAGGCGGUGACUUCACGAGGGACAUGUCGAUGGUGAUGGUGCAUCCGGCGCCCGCUCUGCCAGGCUCCAAACCGCCGUACUGCGCCUGCCUGGGCAUCCGACCACCACAUACGUCUAAACACAUUUUGUUCAUUCCCCCUGAUGACGAGGACCUGAUGAUGGACUGGAAGGUGGCUGGCUGAUGGACCCUGGACUGCCUGCUAG
Messenger RNA from Chilo suppressalis (striped riceborer), 454 nucleotides. The record is from the annotation of a GenBank genome assembly. Lineage: Eukaryota; Metazoa; Arthropoda; Insecta; Lepidoptera; Crambidae.